Culex quinquefasciatus (southern house mosquito) is the source of this 1519-nucleotide messenger RNA. Its product is annotated as vesicular glutamate transporter 1. The transcript has 2 exons. Gene Ontology annotation, biological process: monoatomic anion transport; transmembrane transport. Gene Ontology annotation, molecular function: transmembrane transporter activity. Gene Ontology annotation, cellular component: plasma membrane. The coding region runs from base 60 to 1499 and encodes 479 amino acids. The record is from RefSeq and is a predicted model, not a curated record. Lineage: Eukaryota; Metazoa; Arthropoda; Insecta; Diptera; Culicidae.
UCGCACCAAACUCACCUACUCACCUGCUUCAGUAGAGGCGGCACGACUCUCUCGGAAGGAUGGACGCCUCCGAAAGCAGUAGACUGAGCGAUGGAAUCGAUGCCCCACUGUGGAUGUUCUGGAAGCGACGCCGGUACAUCGUGGUCCUGAUGGCGUUCCUGGGCUUCCUGAACAUGUACACGACGCGGGCGAAUCUCAGCGUAGCGAUCGUGGCGAUGACCGAAAAUACGACGGUGGUGCAGCCGGAUGGCAGCGUGAUUCAGAUCCAGGAGUUCGAUUGGAGCUCAACGGUUCAAGGUUACGUUCUAAGUUCAUUCUUUUACGGGUACCUCGUAGCGCAUCUACCGGCUGGGAUCCUCGCGAACAAGUUUGGAGCAACAAAUAUGAUCGGCACCGGAAUCGGAGUGACUUCCGUCCUAGCCCUGCUGACACCUCUGGCAGCUCGCGCUGGCGUCGGUUAUCUCAUCGCCACCCGGAUACUUCAGGGAAUGUCCCAGGGCGUGAUCAACCCGUGCAUGCACACCGUAUGGUCACGCUGGGCACCUCCCAGUGAGCGAUCCCGCAUGGUUCUGCUGGCGUUUGCAGGCGUAUUUGUGGGGACAAUCUUGGCGAUGCUUCUCAGCGGAGUCAUUGCAAGCGCUUGGAGGUGGGAAGGUGUCUUCUACAUCUUUGGAGCGUGCAGUUUUGUUUGGUUUGUGGCAUGGUUCCUGUUUAUACGGAAGUCACCGGAGGAGGAUCGCUUCAUAACGCCGAUGGAGAAGCAAUUCAUUCUUCAGAGUUUGGGAUGCGUUGAAGGUCACCAAAAGAUCAAGCACCCCUGGAAGGGUAUCCUUACGUCGAAAGCCGUCUACGCCAUCAUCAUUGCCAACUUCUGCCAAAACUGGGGCUUCUACAACAUGCUAACGCAGUUGCCAUCCUUCCUGAAGGACGCCUUCAAGUUCUCCGUCCAAACCUCCGGUUUUGUCGCAGCGAUCCCGUACUUCGCCAUGGCCUUAACGCUCAGCCUCGCCGGAUACCUUGCCGAUUGGUUCCAGAUCAAAGGAAUCCUCACGACCACCCAAGUUCGGCGGAACUUCACAUGUGGAUCCUUCCUCACCCAAGCCAUCUUCAUGGUCACGGGUGUACUCCUGCUGGAGACCGUACCCACCGUAGCUUGCAUCACGAUCGCGAUCGCGAUGGGUGCGUUCGCGUGGUCCGGAUACGCCGUAAACCAACUCGAUCUGUCGCCGAAGAGUGCCGGACUGCUCGCUGGAAUGUCCAACUCGCUGGGAACCGUCGGAGGAAUCGUGUCCCCCAUUGUGACGGGAUAUCUCACCAAGAAUCACACCGGAGAAGAGUGGACCUCGGUGUUCUAUAUCUUGUCGGCGAUCUAUCUGUUUGGGGUGGUGGUCUACUGGUUCUGCGCUUCCGGUGAGCUGCAACCGUGGUCCAUCGAGAUGCAGGAACGAAGGGCCAUGGAAAAACAAGGCUACGAAAAUAAAGCAAGCGUCCAAGAUUAAACAAGAUCUUUUUACUCCCG